AUGGCCAAAAGUAUCGAAGAAUCAAAUGAAAUCUGCCAUAAUAGAUCUUAUUAUGAAACAGCCAUACAUGAAAAGGUCGGAUUUCAUGUUGUUCUUAAGAGCUUAAAUAAUAUUAACGAGGAUUCUUUAAAUGAGUGGGAAAAUUAUUUAGAAUUUUUAUAUUCAGCUAUAAAUAACUAUGCAAAUUUUGUGAGAGUGUUUGGGAUAACUCAAGAUCCAGUAACAAAAGUUUAUAUGGUCGUAUUAGAAGAAAUGAAGAGAGGGAGUUUAAGAGAUAAUUUAUUAAUAAAAAAAUAUAAUCCAAAUGAUAAAUAUCAUAAUUUAUACGAAAUAGCAUGUUCACUUUCAGCUUUAUCCAAGUCUAGUAUGACUCAUGGAGAUUUACAUAACGGAAACUUGCUCUUAAAAGAUGAAUUCCAUAUAUAUAUAAGUGAUUUUGGACAGAGUAGACAAUAUAAUCAAUCAAUUAAUUCCAAGGAUAUUUAUGGAAUAAUUCCUUAUAUGGCACCAGAAGUAUUACGUGGAAAACCAUAUACUAAAGCUUCAGAUAUUUAUAGCUUCGGUGUUAUUAUGUGGGAGUUUACAUCAGGAGUUUCAGCAUUUCAUGAUAUUCCUCAUGAUUUUGAUCUUUCUUUACAAAUAUGUAAAGGACAUAGACCAGAAAUUAUAGAAGGCACAGAACCUGAUUAUGUAGAAUUAAUGAAAAGAUGUUGGGAUAAUGAUCCUAAUAAAAGACCAACUGCGAAAGAAUUAUCAGAAAUAUUUGAUGUAUGGUCGGCAAAAUAUCUUAUGGAAAUGGACUAUGAUAAGAGAAAAUCAGUACCGGUACCUACUAUUAUAGAGAAUCAUCCAUUAUCCUGUUAUAUAAGCAGAAAAAUCGAUCAUUAUGCAAAAUUAAAUGAAAUUUUAGAUCAAGGAGAAUUAAGUUCAAUAAUUGUGAUUGAUGAAGGAAAAGAUAAUAUUGAAUCAAGAGAAGAUUCAGAUGAAUUAGAAGAUUUAAAGAUUUAA
Molecule: messenger RNA, 1008 nt
Organism: Rhizophagus irregularis DAOM 181602=DAOM 197198
Lineage: Eukaryota; Fungi; Glomeromycota; Glomeromycetes; Glomerales; Glomeraceae
Source: RefSeq, a predicted model, not a curated record